Molecule: messenger RNA, 2385 nt
Organism: Rhizoctonia solani
Lineage: Eukaryota; Fungi; Basidiomycota; Agaricomycetes; Cantharellales; Ceratobasidiaceae
Exons: 15
Coding region: 1-2385 (794 amino acids)
Biological process (GO): intracellular protein transport; retrograde transport, endosome to Golgi
Cellular component (GO): Golgi membrane; Ric1-Rgp1 guanyl-nucleotide exchange factor complex; cytosol
Source: RefSeq, a predicted model, not a curated record
AUGGGUCCUCAUCUACAACUUCCAGUGUCCAAUUUGGGCCCGGAGAAGGGCACCAACUUCCGAGUCUGUCCCUACGGUUCGAGGGUGUCAUCCAAAUUGACGGAAACGCGCUGUGGUAAGCUGCUCAAUCUAGUGAAGUGGCGGUUCAACCCUCCUGCAAUCCAAACAAUUCCAUGGCCACAUCUUGAAGCUGCGAAUCCACACCUAGACUCUGAGAAAACAUGGCUCGGGCAUGAUACGACUUUGAUGGGACAGGACCUCCCUUGGUUGAUAAGAACAGACGUCUACGUCACUAGUAUCUCUCUCUCGCGUCUCGGUGGUGUGGAAGUGUGGGUAACAUCUGAUGGACGAGCCUAUUUUGUACACAUGGAAACCCCUUUUGUGUCCUCACCGAUUGCUACAUCGAGCGAGCUGGCGUCAGAGGAGCACGAAAUGGAAGUAAUAUCUGCAAGAGAGGCUGCAUCCAUUGAUUCGGUUCGAGAGACACCUGGUGACCCAGUCUCUGAUCGCAUAAUGGUAGAUAAAUUGCGUUGGAUAGGCACCUGCAUACAUGGCCAUGAUGCUGAGUCUCCGAAUCUCCCUGAACUGGACCGAGCAACUUGCGCAGCAAUUAACCCCCAAUUCUCGGUGGUCGCUAUUGGAACUACCAGUGGAGGGCUAAUUAUUGUGCCCUUCCCAAUUCCUGGUGUCCUUCCAAAACAUGCCCAACCUCAGCUCAAGAUACCAUCCUUGGCCAUAACAGGGGCCUUGACCUGCGUUGAAUGGACUUCGGACGGAUACGCAUGUGCUGUGGGUUGGGAGAGAGGUUGGGGUGCAUGGAGUAUCGGAGGGCGCUGCCUUUGCUGGGCCGUUGGCAUGGAGAAUGUUGGCGCAGGGAUUGGGAUGAGUGAGAGUGGAAAACAGGAUGCGUUCAUGUUCGGGAUAAGAACACUAUUCUGGAAUCCAGGAAAUACCGAGUUAUGGGUCCUAGCGGCCGGUCGUAGUAAUGCUCCAAAUGAACCGGCGCAGUCGGGGUCACUCUUUUCGAUUCCAUUUGUCAAAAGCGCAAUUGCUGGACAGCAUUCCCCGGAUAACACGCGAUACGCAUUUCUCCAGAUGGAUGAUCGAGUCCUCGUAUACCGUGGGGCGGACCAGCCAGAUAUGAGUGUUAUUAACCCAGAGUCGGAUGUCUGGCAACAUAUAUGCGUUCCUGCAGCAUACCUAGCGUAUAAUUGGCCAAUCAGGAGCGCAUCCAUUGCCCCCGAUGGUCGUCUUAUUGCUGUAGCGGGGCGUCGAGGAUUAGUACACUAUAGUUCGGCUUCUGGAAAGUGGAAGCGAUUCUUGGACCUCAAGCAAGAACAAGCAUUUGCAGUAAAGGGGGGUAUGGUUUGGUUUCAUCAUGUUCUGGUAGUUGCAUGUGCGGUUGGGAAGUCGUACCAGGUACGACUAUUUUCGCGCGAUUUGGAGCUCACCGCACAGAAUAUUCUACACCGCGAAAUAUUUGUGGCACCAGUAACCGGUUCUGAGGAACUCAGAUACGAUAUGCAAAUUCUGGCGGAUCGAAUCGAAUUUUGUUGGAUUCACCUCGAAGGGAUUGGUACCCUCGAAAACUCGCUUUGGGGAUAUGACGGGCGCGGGAUUCGACUCUGGUUGGAUGCGCUUACGUUAGAGAAUCCUGUGGACAAUAGUACUGAGGGCAGCAUUCAAUCCUAUGAAAGUAUACAAGAGAGCGUUAAUAUACCGCUCUCUUUCUACCCAUUGUCCGUACUGAUGGACAAGGGCAUCAUAAUCGGAGUGGAGCAUGAGAUUGCAACAAGGGGCUCACUUCCCUUCGUCAUGUUCAGGAUCGUGCCAACGACACAUCUGUUCCUUCACCAUGUCUUGGAACACCAUCUAACUCAUGGACAUGUCAGCGAUGCCGUUCAAUUUGCGACGCACUAUCAGCACCUAGUAUUUUUCGCACAUGCACAAGAAGUGCUGUUGCACAAUGUACUCGAAUCUGAAUGGGAUCGCAUGAACGCUCAACCUUCGUCGCAGUUCACUCCCGUUCUCCCAGCAGUUGCAGAGUUCUUAGAUUAUUUUGAUACGAGUCUGGAAGUGGUAGUCGGCUGCGCUCGGAAAACAGAGAUGGCACGGUGGAAUUAUCUUUUUGAUACAGUGGGAAAUCCAAGGGAUUUCUCAGAUUCGCUUAAGAUUGCAGCCUCUUAUCUUAUAGUACUUCAUACUUUAAAUGAAUUGGAUCAAAGCCACGAAGAUGUGAUUCGACUUUUACAGAAGGCCAUUGACGAAAAGGAAUGGUCCCUUUGCCGCGAUGUUUUAAGGUUCCUCCAAUCUGCUGACGAUACUGGACUGGCCCUCCGUCGAGCAAUUGCAAUGUCCGGCUUAUUGCCACAGAUCCCUGGGUAA